Zeugodacus cucurbitae (melon fly) is the source of this 3516-nucleotide messenger RNA. Its product is annotated as titin homolog. The record is from RefSeq and is a predicted model, not a curated record. The transcript has 6 exons. Bases 305 to 2758 code for a protein of 817 amino acids. Lineage: Eukaryota; Metazoa; Arthropoda; Insecta; Diptera; Tephritidae.
CGCUCAUCAUUUUGCCAUUUCUUGCUCGGCUGGCAACGAAACCAAAAGUGAUUGUUAAGUGCGCGCAUAACCGUGAAGUGUGCCAGUGCCUGUUCGCCUGCCAAAACGCUAGUCAGUCAGAUUCUGUCCAUAUAGCGUACGAUCUGCACGCAGCUACAUUGCCGUGUUCAUUUAAUUGCGGCCCGCAUUCAAACGUAUAUUGAAUAUUGAUCAGCGAAAGGAAUUCAUUAUCAAAUAUUCAGUGCACAAAAUUUACAACAACAACAACUACAAAUUACAACAAAAUCAAAAAAUAAAGGCAAACAUGUUGCUUAAAAUUCAAUUAAUAUGCUGUCUUGCGCUGCUGGCCACGGCGCAGAACUCCAUCGAACAGCUGCCGGGCGAAAUACAAUUCGAAACUUCACAUAAACGUCCGGAUGAAAGCGAAUUCGAGACAUCACAUAAAGUACCCAGACAUUCUUUCCUGCCCGAAACAGAAUUGGGCACCAUGAAUUUAUUGCCGACCAAGGAACGCCCCGAAUUGAAUCCCGUUUUGAGUGCGCUCAUCAAUGAGGAUGUCAUGAAGAGUAUCGAGGCGAAACGUGCCAUCGAGAAGGAGGAGUUGGAACAAAUUAAAGCCGAGAUCGAUGCGGCACGCAAGCAAAAGGAGGAAGAGGAGCGUAGCACAGCGGUAUUGACGACAGCGGCGCCAAUAAGUAAAGCUGCACUCGAUGACGAUAGCAUUGGUAGCUUUGUUGAUCAGUACAUUAACUUGGAUACCGCCGGUACAGAGAAUAACAAGAAAUCACGCAUUGAAAUCAAAAAGGGACCAAAUGGACAAGACUACGAAUACGAAUAUGUAUACUACUAUGAAGAUGAAGAAGAUGCCAAACCAGCGGAAGCGCCAGCUAAGGCCGAUUCAAGUGAACGUGGCAAAUCACGUUACAGCAACAUUGAACGCACCACAGCUGCGCCAGCUAGCAACAGUAUCGACAGCAAAAAGGCGAAGGGACGCUCAUCGAGCAUUGCUGACAGCAGUGCUGACGAUGUCGAGGCCGAACGUCUGCCAGCCAAUACACGUUUCCCCAGUCGUGGCAAGAAUGCGGAUGCACAGCCAACGCCCGCUUUAGAUUCGCUUGAGAAUGCCGCUGAGAAGAAGAAGAUCAGCGUGAAGCGCCCCAGCUUGGAACUGGUUGACAGCGCAACUUUCAACACUGACGAGAAACAAGUGAAAGGCAUACGUAAUAGCGAUACUGAGACGAAAUCGGCUAUUGCCAUUGAACAAGAGCAAGCAGCUGCAGCAGCGGCCGCUGAGAAGAAGGAAGCCGAGGAGAAACAACGCCGUCAGCCAACCAUUGGCAGUGAUGAAGAGAGUGUUACCGUUAAAGAUGUCGAAGAUGAGGAAGUCGAACAGACCACCUUGUCGAUGGAAAAGGCCGCUUUAGAUUUAUAUGCGAUUUUGCAGAAUGAGAACUUCAACAUGGAUAUGACCACCGAUGCUGAUAUCGACGUGACCACCGUGCUGCCAGAUACCACAAAUCCCGAUGAUGAAGGUUUGACCACUUUGGUUGAUGAGGAGCCCAGCUCAACGACGACUACAACCACAACCACCACAACAGAGGCAACUACCACAACUACAACGACCACAACAACCACACCAGCACCAUCUUUGUUUGGUGGCAAGCGCGCCGGUUUGAACUCGGCUGGACGUAAUCGUUUCAAGUUGAACAAGGGUGGCAAGAGCGAAGCAAGCACCACAACCACAACAGAAGCACCCGCAUCGGAGGCGCCAAAAACAGGCAAGAACCGCUUCUCACGUCCAUCGAUCGGUGGACGCGCACGUCCCGGCGCACGCACUACCACUGCCGCACCAGCACCAGCUGCCGAAGAGGAGGAAGAAGUAGCCGCACCUAAAGAAGUUAAACCUGUGAGCUCUGGUUUUGGACGUGGCCGACCACGCAAUCGCUUCAACCUGCGCAGCACAACAACCACCGAGAAACCAGCCAGCGCCGAUGCUGAGGAAGCCAACGAGGAAGCACCUGUAUCUAGCACAACAGCACGCAGCGUGCGCGGUGGACGUCCACAAUUGGGUGGUCUGCGUGGUCGCAGUCGCACCACCACAGCCAAACCAGCCGCCGCCGAAGGGGAGCACAAGGAAGAGGAGGCAGCCGCUAGUGCCGCCGAAGAGAAACCCGCACCAGCACCAGCGAAACCAGCAUCACGCUUCGCACGACCAGGUGCCAAUCGUUUGUUGCCACGUGGCAAACUGGCACGCACCACUGAAGCGCCAGCAGCUGAUGACUCAGCAGCCGAUAGCAGUCAUCAUAACGAUGUGAAGGGUGACGAAAAUGGCGAGGAAGGCGCUGAGAAGGCCGGCGAGGCGGAAGCUAAGCCCGCUGCCAGCCAUGGACUGAAUCGUCUGAAGACGCGUCCACAAUUGCAUAAGACUGAGAACGCCAAACCAAAGGCGGCACCAGCGCCAGUGGCGCCACGUAAAGUCAAUCCAUUGUUGGCUAAGCGCCGUCUACAGCUGGGACACUCCACCACGGAAGCGCCCGCUGAGGAGGACAAUGCCACCGCUGCCGAAGAAUCGAAAACGGAAGAGGAAAGUGCACCAGCAGCCGCUUCCGCUGAUGCGCCUGCUGCCGAAAAUGCUGACAGCGCCAAGGAUGAAGCUGCCGAUGAAGCCGAAACGACAACAAAACAACAAGCACGCGGCUUGGGACUACUAACACAAAGAAGGCGUCUGCCGUUGCGCAAACCCGGCACCAUACUGUAAAAUUGUAAAAACUGUGAGCGUCUGUGUGAUGAAAUAAAUCCCGGUGUGUGUGAGCGACAAACCAUAAAGAGAAGAGAGCAAAAUAUGAUAACAAAAGGAAAGUGCAGAACACAACUGUUAACCUCACUGCAAUUAGAUGCUCCACGCUUGGAUUGUUUUAAGACAAAAAUUAAAAAAAAAAUGCAAAAAAUUGGAAAAAACAAGAAAAAUCUAAUGAAAAAGAUUUUAACUUUUUUUAUGAUUUAAUACUUUUACACUAUUUGUUAUUUGUAGUUUGACUUGAAGACAAGUGUAUGAAAAGAAGAGCAAAAAAAAAAACAGAAAUACUCGUUAGAAAAACUAUUUGGCUUUAUUUCGGCCACAGUCGAUUUUUUUUAUUAAUUAUUUUAAUAAUAAUAAUGAUAUAUAUAAUAUAAAUAUAUUACUUUUUUUAAUUUUUUGUUUUUAUUUUUUUUUUUUUUGUUUUGUAUAUGCCCACUUUUUUUUAGUACUCCACUGCCAGUGUUGAGUGUAGUAACUACAUAUUAUGUACGCGUAUUUUAAGUGUGUACCUUUUAUUGUAUAAUUUUGUAAGCAUUUAUAAUUACAUACAUACAUACAAACAUACAUAUAACAACAACAACAAACACAUACAUACAUAUUGAAAAUGUAUACACAAAAAGAUAAGCGAAGCAGAAAUUUUCAAAUUAUAAGAAAUUCUGAUUAUUAUUUUUCUUUUCUUUGGAGUAAAUUAAUAAAUUUUAUUAUACACAUAGUGA